Gorilla gorilla gorilla (western lowland gorilla) is the source of this 4629-nucleotide messenger RNA. It is a transcript of the gene IGFBP4, whose product is annotated as insulin like growth factor binding protein 4. Gene Ontology annotation, cellular component: extracellular region. NCBI's taxonomy places the organism in Eukaryota, Metazoa, Chordata, Mammalia, Primates, Hominidae. Gene Ontology annotation, molecular function: insulin-like growth factor I binding; insulin-like growth factor II binding. Bases 318 to 1178 code for a protein of 286 amino acids. The transcript has 3 exons. Gene Ontology annotation, biological process: regulation of insulin-like growth factor receptor signaling pathway. The record is from RefSeq and is a predicted model, not a curated record.
GGUAUAAAGUCCGGGGGAGCCGGUCCCGGGCAGCCGCUCAGCCCCCUGCCCCUCGCUGCCCGCCGCCUGCCUGGGCCGGGCCGAGGAUGCGGCGCAGCGCCUCGGCGGCCAGGCUUGCUCCCCUCCGGCCCGCCUGCUAACUUCCCCCGCUACGUCCCCGUUCGCCCGCCGGGCCGCCCCGUCUCCCCGCGCCCUCCGGGUCGGGUCCUCCAGGAGCGCCAGGCGCUGCCGCCGUGGGCCCUCCGCCGCUCGCCCGCGCGCCCGCGCUCCCCGCCUGCGCCCAGCGCCCCGCGCCCGCGCCCAGUCCUCGCGCGGUCAUGCUGCCCCUCUGCCUCGUGGCCGCCCUGCUGCUGGCCGCCGGGCCCGGGCCGAGCCUGGGCGACGAAGCCAUCCACUGCCCGCCCUGCUCCGAGGAGAAGCUGGCGCGCUGCCGCCCCCCCGUGGGCUGCGAGGAGCUGGUGCGAGAGCCGGGCUGCGGCUGUUGCGCCACUUGCGCCCUGGGCUUGGGGAUGCCCUGCGGGGUGUACACCCCCCGUUGCGGCUCGGGCCUGCGCUGCUACCCGCCCCGAGGGGUGGAGAAGCCCCUGCACACACUGAUGCACGGGCAAGGCGUGUGCAUGGAGCUGGCGGAGAUCGAGGCCAUCCAGGAAAGCCUGCAGCCCUCUGACAAGGAUGAGGGCGACCACCCCAACAACAGCUUCAGCCCCUGUAGCGCCCAUGACCGCAGGUGCCUGCAGAAGCACUUCGCCAAAAUUCGAGACCGGAGCACCAGUGGGGGCAAGAUGAAGGUCAAUGGGGCGCCCCGGGAGGAUGCCCGGCCUGUGCCCCAGGGCUCCUGCCAGAGCGAGCUGCACCGGGCCCUGGAGCGGCUGGCCGCUUCACAGAGCCGCACCCACGAGGACCUCUACAUCAUCCCCAUCCCCAACUGCGACCGCAACGGCAACUUCCACCCCAAGCAGGUGGGUCUCUGUCUCCCGCUGGCUUGGCCCUGGACUCAGCUCUGGGGCAUGUCCGGCCUCUCCGCAGGAUGGUCCUGGAUGGAGAUCUCAGGAAGGGGAAACUCCUCAACCCCAACCCAACCCCUUGGAGCCUCCCUAAACCUACCUCAGCGUCAGAACCUCACUCAUUUUGGAGAUGAGGAGACUGUGAUCCAGAGAGGAGUAAAAGCGCCGGGCUAGUCCAGAGUCAUAGAACAAGUUAACAGCAGAUCUUGCCUCCCUAUCCAGGGCAAUUUCCCUCACCCCUGGAUUUCACCAUCUGUGGUGCAGACCUAGCAACCCUGACAACCUCUGGCUCCCAACACUCUCUCAUUCACUCUACUCUAUUCCUAUGAGUAAUUCCUCCUGUCACUGAGUGAGGUUUCUUCUGGGAAUGGAGGGCCAAAGCCAUGAGGAGUCAGGGAGGAAACUCAGCCUACCCCUCCCUGCAAGGCGAGUAGCAAAACCACCUGGGGUACAGCAAGGGUGAAGGUAAAACCAGAUUGGACGGUUGGAGACAGGCACUUUGGGUAGAAGCAGAGGAAGGAGUGGGGCAGGAGAGAAGACACAAAGGCAGCAACUUCCCUAUUCCUUCCUGCCCUUGGAAGCUGGGGUCCUCUGACAAGCCUCCAGGAGGCUGGGAUGGUCAGCAGGGUUGGCCUCUUCCAGCCUAUCUCUGGCCCAUCAGAAUGGGUGGCCUGUCUGGGCAGGGCUCUGGUGUGCCUUCUGCUGGGUGUUGCCUGGGGAACCCUAGCCUGGAGCUCUUUGUCGGUGUAGACAGACCCAUUUCCCUGCUCCAUGAGCUAUAGACAAAUCCACAAUUUGAGCUGCCACUCUGCCAGCAGAAGUCUAGAUAGAAGGACAAAGGUUGUCCUGAGUCUGUGCAUCCCAGGAUGGCAUGAAAAGGGUAUGAGUGAAGGGCCAGAGAGGGCACCCCAAAACCAAUGCCCAGCCUAUUUCUAACCUUUAUCCUAACACGAAUUUUAUCCUUGUCCCAAUUUAAAAAACUUUUUCUCUUAAUUAAAAAAAAAAUUAAUAGCUUUAUUUUUUAGAGUAGUUUUAGGUUUACAGAAAACUUGAGCAAGAGUACAGAGUUUCAAUGUACUGUCAUCCACCCCAGUUUCCUCAUUAUUAACAUCUUACAUUUGUUGCAAUUGAUGAACGAAUAUUAGUAUAUUAUUAUUAAUUAGUGGUUUAUAUUAGGGUUCACUUUUUGUGUUGUAAAAUUCUAUGCAUUUUCUUCUCCUGAUUUUUUUUUUUAAAGGCAGGAUCUCAGUCUCCCAGGCUGGAGUGCAGUGAUGCGAUCACAGCUCCCUGCAACCUCCACAUCCUGGGCUCACGUGAUCCUCCUACCUCAGUCUCCUGAGUAGCUGGGACCACAGGCACACAACUAUGUCAGGCUAAUUUUUUUUUUUUUUGAGACAGAGUUUGUCUCUUGUUGCCGAGGCUGGAGUGCAAUGGUGGGAUCUCGGCUCACUGCAACCUCCAUCUCCCGGGUUCAAGCGAUUCUCCUGCCUUAGCUCCUGAGUAGCUGGGAUUACAGUUGCCCACCACCACACCCGGCUAAUUUUUUGUAUUUUUAGGAGAGAUGGGGUUUUGCCAUGUUGGCCAGGCUGGUCUCGAACUCCGGACCUAAGGUGAUCCACCCACCUCGGCCUCCCAAAGUGCUGGGAUUACAGGCUUGAGCCACUAGCUUCUUCCUCUGAUUUUUAUCCCAUUGAAAGUUCUGACACUUGAACUUUAUCCCCAGACCAAUUCUGAUCCUUAAGCUAUCCUUCACUCCAAGAUUAAUUCUCACACUGAAAUAUAUAUUUGCGCCCCCUGAACCUCCUACUAUCUAAUUUUGACCCAAACUUUAGCUUAACUUUAGUUAUUCUGACCUUGACCUCUGUCUUUAUCCCAAUUGUGUUUUUACCUGGGCUUUAACCCUCACCCAACUCAUCCAACUCAACUUUUAGUCAUAUUUCCUAAUUCAACUGCAACUCUUACCCUGGUCCUACCUUAAUCCCAACUUGGAUCCACCUCAUAACUAUAAUCCCAUUCUUAAAGUCCCAACCCAAUCAGAAUAUGUACCCAAAACAUCUCCAACCUGAACCCAGCCUUUCAAAUCCAGCUGUGCCUUUAAACCCGAGGGCUUUCUUAAGGUCCUGCCUUCCAGAACUCUCUGGACCUUUCCUUCUUGACCAUGUUCUCCCUGCUCCAGUGAGCUCAGAAGACCCAUGCUCAAAAAAGAGUCACCACCCUCAGAGGCCAUCUUGAAGCAGCGACCGUCUGACUUGGGGGCUGGGCUGGGCUGGGAUUGGGGUGGGUCACUUGGGGUCUCUUUUCCUGCGUCGGAACUGACCCCUCAUGCCCUUCUCUUGGCAGUGUCACCCAGCUCUGGAUGGGCAGCGUGGCAAGUGCUGGUGUGUGGACCGGAAGACGGGGGUGAAGCUUCCGGGGGGCCUGGAGCCAAAGGGGGAGCUGGACUGCCACCAGCUGGCUGACAGCUUUCGAGAGUGAGGCCUGCCAGCAGGCCAGGGACUCAGCGUCCCCUGCUACUCCCGUGCUCUGGAGGCUGCAGAGCUGACCCAGAGUGGAGUCUGAGUCUGAGUCCUGUCUCUGCCUGCGGCCCAGAAGUUUCCCUCAAAUGCGCGUGUGCACGUGUGCGUGUGCGUGCGUGUGUGUGUGUAUGUGUGAGCAUGGGUGUGCCCUUGGGGUAAGCCAGAGCCUGGGGUGUUCUCUUUGGUAUUACACAGCCCAAGAGGACUGAGAGUGGCACUUAGCCCAAGAGGUCUGAGCCCUGGUGUGUUUCCAGAUCGAUCCUGGAUUCACUCACUCACUCAUUCCUUCACUCAUCCAGCCACCUAAAAACAUUUACUGACCAUGUACUACGUGCCAGCUCUAGUUUUCAGCCUUGGGAGGUUUUGUUCUGACUUCCUCUGAUUUUGGCAUGUGGAGACACUCCUAUAAGGAGAGUUCAAGCCUGUGGGAGAAGAAAAAUCUCAUUCCCAGAGUCAGAGGAGAAGAGACAUGUACCUUGACCAUCGUCCCUCCUCUCAAGCUAGCCAGAGGGUGGGAGCCUAAGGAAGCGUGGGGUAGCAGAUGGAGUAAUGGUCACGAGGUCCAGACCCACUCCCAAAGCUCAGACUUGCCAGGCUCCCUUUCUCUUCUUCCCCAGGUCCUUCCUUUAGGUCUGGUUGUUGCACCAUCUGCUUGGUUGGCUGGCAGCUGAGAGCCCUGCUGUGGGAGAGCGAAGGGGGUCAAAGGAAGACUUGAAGCACAGAGGGCUAGGGAGGUGGGGUACAUUUCUCUGAGCAGUCAGCGUGGGAAGAAAGAAUGCAAGAGUGGACUGAAUGUGCCUAAUGGAGAAGACCCACGUGCUAGGGGAUGAGGGGCUUCCUGGGUCCUGUUCCCUACCCCAUUUGUGGUCACAGCCAUGAAGUCACCGGGAUGAACCUAUCCUUCCAGUGGCUCGCUCCCUGUAGCUCUGCCUCCCUCUCCAUAUCUCCUUCCCCUAUACCUCCCUCCCCACACCUCCCUACUCCCCUGGGCAUCUUCUGGCUUGACUGGAUGGAAGGAGACUUAGGCACCUACCAGUUGGCCAUGAUGUCUUUUCUUCUUUUUCUUUUUCUUUUUUUUAACAAAACAGAACAAAACCAAAAAAUGUCCA